AUGAGCAGACCAAGACGUGGUGUCGAAAAAUUUUCUUGUGAAACAUCACGUUUUCUUUUGCCUACAUUUCGUCGUCCAUGUUAUCGUGAAAUAAUCACAACCGAAAGCAUAUGUGAUCCAGAAGAAAAAGUUUUUUCAAAAUGGACUGAAGAAGAUGGACAAUAUUACAGAACCAUUAAUACAGCUCUUCUUAAUGAUGAUUAUGAAGUAUUGAAACAGAAUGUACGAUUUAUCAAUAGUUUAAAAAUGGCAAUUAAAAAUAAUAACAACAGUGAUUUUUUUAAAGUUUAUCGUGGAUUAUCGAUUGAUCCUGAACAUGUAAAACAAGAAUAUAAAGUAGGUUUACAAUUUCUAUGGCCAACAUUUACAUGUACAUCAAGAAAUAGAGAUAUAGCACAUCAUUUUGGUGAUUAUAUAUUUGAAAUCGAUGCAUCAAAAAAUGAUUGGACAUAUCGCUGUGAUAUUUCAAACUAUUCUAUCUAUCCAGAAGAACAAGAAGUUUUAUUUUAUCCAUAUAGUGGUUAUGUUGUUCAGAAUAUUAUAUAUGAUGCAAAAAUAAUUCAAUUAAAAUGUAUUGAUACAUUAGAAGUUGAAUCGAGCUCUAAAAAACGUAUUUCAUCUUGUGUUAAAAUUUAUGAUUCAUCAAGAAAUAUGUUUGUUUAUUUCUAUAAAGAUAGUAGUGAUCUUCAUUGGUCAAGUGCUGAAAAGCCAAAUGAAAUCUAUUUAAUUGCACAAAAUAUGAAUGGAUAUUGGGAUGCACCUUAUCGUUAUCACCAUCGUAAUGGAUAUUUUAUAGAUAAGGGCAGCAAUGUAUGGGAAGAAUAUCAAAACAAUAGAAUCCAUGCAAGAUUUACAAGAGUUUAUGAUGAUGAUAAUGAUAAAAAUCAUGAUGGUUGUGAUAAUUAA
Messenger RNA from Rotaria sp. Silwood2, 906 nucleotides. NCBI's taxonomy places the organism in Eukaryota, Metazoa, Rotifera, Eurotatoria, Philodinida, Philodinidae. The record is from the annotation of a GenBank genome assembly.